UGCUUUUUAGAAAAACUUUUCCUGGUGUUAGCCGUGAUCUGGAGGACUUGUGCCAGACUUUGUGUUGUUUUACACUCCUACAGUUUGGGUUUAUACUGCUAAGGACAGACUCUGUUUGUCAUUUCUUCUUAGCAGUAGAGCUGAGCCUCCAUAUGUGUAAAGCAGGUUACUGGUUCUGAGGAGUUUGGUACCCAGAGUGAGGCUGAUGAGCAAGUGGUGCACUGUGAGAGCUGGGGAAAUACAAGAAAGAUGGCAUUCAAGGAUAUAACAAGGCUGAAGGAGUUUAGGUGGCAGGAGCUAGGUGAAGAUAUAAGCCUAUGUUGUUCCAUUAAGCUUCACAGCACUAUUACCUUGGCAUUUCUUAAUAGGUUCUUGGGUAUCCAGCAUAUUUCAGAGUGGUGUAGUUUUUGGACAGGCUAGAAGAGCCAAGCUACCCUGCACAGAUUUGAGGGUCAGUGGUCUCUCUAAAUGACAAAACCAAAGCAAAGUCAACAGGCUUAUGAAUGGAUUCUCUUCUAACUAAACUGUCUCAGACAUGCUGCCUCUGUGUGAUGCUCAGCCCAUUAACUAGGGUGGAACUGCUGGUGAUUAGUCGGCAUGUAGCCAAAAGGCCUCAAGUUUUAUUAUAACAACUUUUAUUAAGGGAGAACUUGCUCCAAGAAAUCCAUGGACCGUUUGUUAUGACAGGUAAAACAGCAGAGACCACAGAAGGAGCAACCAGAGACAGCCUCUUGGGAUGCUGGUCUAUGUUUAAUGCUGCAGAAGAGUACAAAGCAGCUGUCUCCACUCAGCUCACUCCCAGCAGUGUACUGAGACUGGCUGACCACCAAGGUGAGCUGGUGAAAAUGGCUGAAAAUGGAGAUGGUGAAAACAUGUCCCUUUUGGAAAACAAAAUAUGUCAGCAAAUCGAGUACUAUUUUGGCAAUCACAAUCUACCAAGAGACAAAUUCCUGAAGGAACAGAUCAAACUAGAUGAUGGCUGGGUGCCUUUAGAAGUAAUGAUCAAAUUCAACAGGUUGAGUCACCUUUCAACAGAUUUUAGUGUUAUUGUAGAAGCAUUAAGAAAAUCCAAGACUGGUUUAAUGGAAAUAAGUGAAGACAAAACAAAAAUCAGAAGAUCUCCAAACAAACCCCUUCCUGAGUUAAAUGACCAGUAUAAGGCUGCAAUUAGAAACAGAUCUGUAUAUGUCAAAGGCUUCCCACUAGAUGCAACUCUUGAUGAUAUCAAAGAAUGGCUUGAGGAUAAAGGUCCAGUUGAAAACAUUCAAAUGAGGAGGACACUGCAGAAAACAUUUAAGGGCUCAAUAUUUGCAGUUUUUGAUAGUGUUGAAUCUGCUAAGAAGUUCACAGAGAUCCCAAACCAAAAGUACAAAGACACAGAGCUGAUGAUACUUUUCAAGGAGGAGUACUGUACAAAGAAGAAUGAAGAAAGGAAACAAUACAAAGUAGAAGCUAAAGCAAGAGCUAAACAGGAAAAAGAAGAAAAACAGAAACAAGCAGCAGAUGCUGAAAUGAAGUCUCUGGAAGAGAAGACGGGAUGUCUUUUGAAGUUUUCUGGUGAUCUAGAUGAUCAAACAUGCAGAGAAGACCUCCAUGAUGUAUUUUCUGAUCAUGGAGAAAUCAAAUGGAUACACUUUGUCAGAGGUGCAAAGGAGGGAAUUAUCCUUUUUAAGGAUAUUGCAAAAGAAGCUCUGGAAAAAGCAAAAGCAGCACAUAAUGGAAACCUACAGCUUCGGAACAAGGAUGUUACAUGGGAAUUGCUAGAAGGAGAUGUAGAGAAAGAAGCUCUGAAAAAAUUACUGGAAGACCAGCAAGAAUUGCUGAAACAGAAGACAAAAGGACGCAAAAUUAAAGGAAAAGGAAGAGGGGGAAAGACACCUCAAGGAGCACAGAAAGGAAAAAUUCAGUUUCAGGGCAAGAAAAUCAAGUUUGAUAAUGAAGAAGGUGGUGAAGAUGAUGUCAAUCUUGCAGAACCAGCAAGUCCCAAGAAGAGACCACUAGAAGAAAUGGAAAAAGAAGAACCUGCACCAAAACAGUUGAAAACAGAAAAUGGAGGAGGUGAUUAGUAAUACUAAAAUAAUAAAGUUUAGAAAAAAAAAAAUCAUUGUUUUAUUGUUCCAUUUUCAAUAGGUUUUAAAGACAUGCCUCAGUUCAGGAGUUUCUUGGCAGAAAAUCUAAUGAAAUCCACUUCAAUGUCAACCUACAAUGAGAGGAAAGCUUCAUUUUGUUGGGUUACAGCUUUUUUUCUGUUUAAGAAGCAUGCUUACUCUUAACAUACCACCCUGGAAAACUUUUAUAUUUAUACUUUUGUUUAUACCGUCAGAUCUUCACAGUUUCUCUGGCAACCCACUCAAAUGUAAAAGGUUCUGGACUCUGUAAUAUUGCGGUUAUGUUAAAUAGCAGCUGCCAAUAAAUUCAGAACUUAAAACUG
Pezoporus flaviventris is the source of this 2431-nucleotide messenger RNA. RefSeq names its product small RNA binding exonuclease protection factor La (gene SSB). Gene Ontology annotation, cellular component: cytosol; ribonucleoprotein complex; nucleus. Gene Ontology annotation, molecular function: RNA binding. NCBI's taxonomy places the organism in Eukaryota, Metazoa, Chordata, Aves, Psittaciformes, Psittacidae. Gene Ontology annotation, biological process: positive regulation of translation; RNA processing. The transcript has 12 exons. The record is from RefSeq and is a predicted model, not a curated record. Bases 681 to 2066 code for a protein of 461 amino acids.